CAGCGAGAAGAACGAAGCGCACUGCGCACCUGCAACAUAAAUAUAAAAGAACUCGGUUUCUGAACCUGUACGGAUAUCCGCAUUCUCGAUUACUGAAACCACGGGUUAUCGAUUUAGAUCAUCUUCUUCUGUGUCUCGGAUCGUCUAAAACGAAGUUUCUGCCUGAUUAUCGUCUCUGUAUUCUUCCGCAGCUCAACGAGUUCUUCUCUUAGGUUACUGUAGAUCAAUUCCGAUGCAGUCACAUUCUGAUGAUGCUGUCCCUAAGGUGAAGGAAGAAACUGACUUCACAGAUACUAGUUCUCAGAGUCAUCUGGAUGACACUUUUCAGAAAUCUGUAGAUGUUCUUGAGGUGGAUGAUGAGGUACAAAUCAUAGAUGAUGAAGGUGACCAAUCCAGUGAAAAUGCCUCAAAUCAGCUGGUGGUUUAUAAUCCAACGAGUGAUACCGAUCAGACUGAACCGUUUCCUGAACCCAUUGGAUAUCAGCCUCCACCUUUCCCUAGUGACUCAACACCACACCCCCCUUCGAGAGUUUUGCCCUCUGUAGGGGCAUUCACCGUCCAGUGUGCUAUUUGUUUUAAAUGGAGGCUUAUCCCAACAAAAGAAAAGUAUGAAGAAAUCCGUGAAAAUAUCUUGCAGCAACCUUUUGCAUGUGAAACAGCUCGUGAGUGGCGGCCUGACAUAUCUUGUGAUGAUCCGGCUGAUCUUUCGCAAGAUAAUAGCAGGCUCUGGGCUAUUGAUAAGCCUAAUAUUGCACAACCCCCUCCUGGGUGGCAACGACUUCUUAGGAUCAGAGGCGAAGGGAGCACCAGGUUUGCAGACAUUUAUUAUGUUGCUCCAUCAGGCAAGAGACUGCGCUCCACGGUAGAGGUCCAGAAGUAUCUGCUUGACCAUCCAGAGUAUGCCACUGAAGGGGUCACUAUGGCACGAUUUUCAUUUCAAAUACCAAAACCUCUUCAGGAGAACUAUGUUAGAAAGCGCCCAGCACGUGUGCCAUCUUCAUAUGAUAGCCCUGGACAAGGGAUAUCUAGCCCCCUUGAACCCAGGGAAGUUAAUCCACUCAACUGGGCAAGUCCUGCUGAUGGUGAGUUGCUGAUUGGUAGGGGAGGUCUAUUGAAUUCCUGUCUUGAUGCCCCUGUUUUGGAACCUGUUACUCCACCAGAAAAGAAGCGAGCCAAGAAACCAUCCAAUGAUAUGUACAGUAGUACAGUAUAUAAUCAGCCUCAGAUCAAGUCAGAAAGUUCUAACCUUUUUAGGAAUGGAUAAGGAGACUCGCCUUGUUAUACCUUGCCUCUUUUUGGGCCUUAAUACAUUGUACGAUCCUAUAUUUUGCAGAAAAUGGUGGAGAAAGUUUUGUUAUGUGUGGUGAGGAGAGUUUUGGGCAAGGUCCUAUAGGUUGAAUUAAUCAUACGAUGUACAAGGAUUCAUGUAAAAGAACUGAUUAUUGUAAUGCAUAUCUCUUUUUGAGAUCGUCCACUUGCUCUUGCUGUUGUUAAAGGUGAUUUCAUGG
Molecule: messenger RNA, 1508 nt
Organism: Telopea speciosissima
Lineage: Eukaryota; Viridiplantae; Streptophyta; Magnoliopsida; Proteales; Proteaceae
Product: methyl-CpG-binding domain-containing protein 2-like
Exons: 5
Coding region: 233-1264 (343 amino acids)
Molecular function (GO): DNA binding; zinc ion binding
Source: RefSeq, a predicted model, not a curated record